Molecule: messenger RNA, 1777 nt
Organism: Umbelopsis ramanniana AG
Lineage: Eukaryota; Fungi; Mucoromycota; Umbelopsidomycetes; Umbelopsidales; Umbelopsidaceae
Exons: 7
Coding region: 160-1635 (491 amino acids)
Molecular function (GO): protein binding
Source: RefSeq, a predicted model, not a curated record
CAAUUUCAUACACAAUUUUUUUUUAGAGCCAUCAGUGAAUAAUAUCCUUACGGUCUUUCCCCUUUUUUCUUGCAAGUUGGGCCAUACCCGCCACUUAAAGCUUCUUUACAUAAUAACCUCACCGAUAGUCCUAACAACUACAGCAGUCCCUAACUCAAAAUGAGCUCUGAACCAAUGGACAUAGACACUAACAAUGUAUCGGCAGAAGAGAUAAAGAAUCAAGCCAACCAGGAAUACAAAGCAGGUCACUACGCCGAUGCUAUUAGGCUGUAUACCCAAGCUAUUGCUGCAUCCCCAAGCACAGCAACGUAUUAUUCCAACCGAGCUGCUGCAUUGACCAUGAUCAAGAAGUAUAAGGAGGCUGCUGAUGAUUGCAGAAUGGCCACUAACCUCGACCCAGACAAUGUGAAGGCCUACCUUCGAGCUGGCAAAUGUCACAUGAAUCUUGGUAACUUGGAUGAAGCCAGCCGACAAUAUCAAAUUGCGCUGUCAAAAGAUGCUGGCAAUGCUCAAGCUAAGAGAGACGUAUACAAUCUUCAGCAGCUUGGUAAUUAUGUCGGCCAAGCCGAGAUGUUCAUGAAAAACAAGCAGUGGGGUUUGGCUGUCAAUUCAUUGGAUAGAGCCCUUUCCUUUGUCGACAGUGACGCUGUGCCCUUCACCUGGAGAUUGUGGAGGGCUGAAUGCAACCUUGGCCAAAAGAACUACUCAGAAGCCAAUAGAUUAGCAAAUGAAUUGGUUCGAAUGGAUUCGCAGAACCCCGAUGCACUCUUCUUGCGUGCCAAGGUACUUUACAUGCAAGGCGAUAAUGCUAAGUCUGUAGCACAUUGCCAGGAAUCUUUGCGCUGCGAUCCUGAUUAUGCCAAAGCUCGUGUUUUGCUGAAGAAAGCGAAGGCCAUGGAGGCACAAAAGGAAGCCGGUAACACUGCAUUUAAAGCAGGCAGACUUCAGGAAGCCUAUGACUUGUAUUCCUCGGCAUUGGAGAUCGAUCCGGAAAACGAAGGAACAAAUGCCAAAUUAUAUUCUAACCGCGCUGCUGUAUUACAAAAGCAAAAAAAAUAUCAAGAUGCACUGGCAGACUGUAACAAGGCUUUGGAACUGGAUUCCACGUUUACAAAAGUAUACAGUCGUCGAGCAGCAUGCUAUAUGGAGCUUGAAGAGUACGAAGAUGCCGUACGAGAUUAUAAACAAUUAUCUGAUGCAGAACCCGGAAAUAGAGAAUACCACAAUUUAUUACGAAAGGCGGAAUUAGAACUCAAGAAGUCACAAAGAAAAGAUUAUUACAAGAUACUGGGACUUGGCAAGGAUGCAUCUGACUCAGAAAUCAAGAAAGCAUACCGCAAAUUGGCUUUGCAGUACCACCCUGAUAAGAAUGCCGGCGAUGAAAAGGCUGAGGCUCGCUUCAAGGAAAUCGGUGAAGCCUAUGCCAUUCUAUCUGACCCUCAAAAGAAGCAACGAUUUGAUUCUGGUGUUGACCUCGAUGGUGGUAUGGGUGGUGGUGGAUUCGAUGGAGCCAAUUGGUUAAUGAAGAAACACUACAAAUUCUUUGAGGCGUUUGCCUUUCUUUUCAUUUUUGCUCUUUCAUUCAUCUGCAAAACCAUUUCCCCCUUUGAUCAGCACUCUGAGCGCCACCUGUAAAAUCUCAUAGAAGCUAGGAGUGGCAUACCAACUAAGAAAUGAAGGAAAAAAAAAAUAGUAAUUAAAUGUCAUGUAUCUCUCGUACAGCAAGUAGACGAUAUUGAAUAAAAGAACCCCACCCCCCCAAAAAAAUUCAUAUUAA